Fundulus heteroclitus (mummichog) is the source of this 6170-nucleotide messenger RNA. RefSeq names its product apoptosis-associated tyrosine kinase b (gene lmtkb). Gene Ontology annotation, biological process: brain development; peptidyl-tyrosine autophosphorylation. Gene Ontology annotation, molecular function: ATP binding; protein tyrosine kinase activity. Lineage: Eukaryota; Metazoa; Chordata; Actinopteri; Cyprinodontiformes; Fundulidae. The coding region runs from base 615 to 5591 and encodes 1658 amino acids. The record is from RefSeq and is a predicted model, not a curated record. The transcript is spliced from 14 exons.
UUAAAAAUAGUAUCUCCUCCUUUUCUCUUCGCUGGGCUGAAUAUUUCAGUCAGCUGAGGAUGCUCGGACUGCACAGCUUCCAACGCCCCCUCCCCCGCCCUGCAGACACGGCACAAAAAACGCUCCAGAAAUCACAUUCGAGCGCAUUACGGAGCAAGAUGGCGCUCAUGCUGUCAGCACCUCGGACAGCGCCGGCGGCUCACACACAAAUCCCGCUUCCCUUUUAACUUCUCAUUCGUUUCUGUCCAUUUAAAGGGGCUGCCCCGUGAUACACAACUGCGGGUCAGAGCUCUGGGCUGGUGACAACUUCCAGGUGAACCCAGGAGGAGCAAACAGCUGCUGUCAAACAGGACUCAUCUCUCCUCGUCUUCAGAGGGGACAAUCUGAACCAAAUUCAGAGGGAGAGCAAAAAAAAAAAAAAAAAGAAGACUCAGAGCUGCAGUGAAAGUCAGCAGCUGGUUUAAGCAGGCAUAUCGGGAGGAGAGAUGAAGCGACGCGUUGCGGAGUCACGGCGGACCCACAGCAGAAAUGAAGCUCUGAUCUCCCGGUUUCCUGCCCACUGAGUCCCGCUGUGUUUUCCUGGUUUCUCCGGCUCUGCAGACCCCGACGGGAAGAUGCUGGCCCUCCUGGCGACGGUGUGUUCAACGCUGGUCAUCCCCGGCUGUGCCCUCGGCUCGCAUUUCAACCCAGAUGGCGCUCCGCUGAGUGAGCUCUCCUGGUCGUCCUCCCUGGCUGUGGUGGCCAUCUCCUUCUCUGGUCUCUUCACCUUCGUCUUCCUCAUGCUGGCCUGCCUCUGCUGCAAGAAGGGGAAAAUGGGCUUCAAGGAAUUCGAGAAUGCGGACUGUGACGAGUACCACGCCGACAUGUCCACCUUGGCCUCCCCGGCCUCCCAGGGUACUCCGGACGUCUACAUCCUGCCACUCACAGAGGUGUCCCUGCCAACCGCUAAGCAGCCGGCCCGAUCCGCUCAGCUGCUGAAGUCCUCUGAACUGAGCCGCCACAGUCUGCUCUACCUGAAGGAGAUCGGACAUGGAUGGUUCGGCAAGGUUCUGCUGGGGGAGGUGAACACGGGCCUGAAAACCACCCAGGUGGUGGUGAAGGAGCUCAAAGCCAGCGCCAGCGUGCAAGACCAGAUGCAUUUCCUGGAAGAAGCACAACCUUACCGCAAACUCCAGCACCCAGCUCUGCUGCAGUGCCUGGCCCAGUGCAUAGAGGUCACUCCCUACCUGCUGGUCAUGGAGUUCUGUCCUCUGGGUGAUGUGAAGGGUUACCUCCGAAGCUGCAGGUCCAACGAGGCGAUCGCUCCUGAGCCCCUGAUCCUGCAGAGGAUGGCCUGUGACAUUGCAUCAGGACUGCUGCACCUGCACAAACACAACUUCACUCACAGCGACCUGGCUCUGAGGAACUGCCUACUGACUGCUGACAUCUCAGUGAAGAUCGGAGAUUACGGUCUGGCACACGCAAAGUAUAAGGACGAUUUCUACGUGACCUCGGACCAGGCGUACGUGCCGCUGCGCUGGAUUGCUCCCGAACUGGUGGACGAGGUUCACGGAAACCUGCUGAUAGCCGACCAGACCCAGCAGAGCAACAUCUGGUCUCUUGGUGUGACCAUCUGGGAGCUGUUUGAGCUGGGAAGCCAGCCCUACGGACACUACUCGGACAGACAGGUCCUGACGUACGCUGUGAGAGAGCAGCAACUGCGAUUGCCCAAGCCGCUCCUCAAAGUCCCCCUGGCUGAGCGCUGGUAUGAAGUGAUGCAAUUCUGCUGGCUCAAACCCAACCAGAGACCCAAUGCGGAGGAAGUGCACCUAUUGCUCAGCUAUCUGUGCGCAAAAGGGGCCAGCGAAGCUGAAGAGGACUUUGAGAGGCGCUGGAACUCCCUGCGUCCCAAUGCUGGAUUCAACAGCCACCACACCGCCUCGACGAAAUCCAGAGAGCCGCCGUCAUCCAACUCCUCUUCUUUCCCUCUGCUAGAGCGGUUUUCAUCUGGUGAUGGCUACCAUUCAGAGUCUGGAGAUGACGUUCUGACAGUCACAGAGACCAGCCACGGCCUGAACUUUGAGUACAAGUGGGACCAAGCCAGAGCGGACCCAUCCUACAUAGACCAGGAGUCCUCGAGUACCUGUGCUCAGGCCAGCCAUCAUUGCCCAGACGUGUUUUACCCACCAGGGGGCAUUGUUGGAGGAUGCCCCAUGGAGAGCCUGAGCCAUGGAGUUUCUCCUUCUUACUAUCAACCAAAACACUUGCAUCCUCCCAGUGUGCUCCCCGUCCUCAGUGCCCACAGCCCCUCAGUAAGCAGUGAAUAUUACAUCCGCAUCGAGGAGCCUGUGGACUGUAACAUAGAUCCAGAUUACAACAUCUGCUCCUACAGCCCAGACUAUCAAGGCAGCAGUGGCAGCUUCCUGACAGGCAGCGCGGACUCCGGCGAAUGCAUGGCCUGCCCAUCACAGACCAAAACCAUGGGUCCCUACUGGUCUGCAGACAUCCAUAAGUCCGAUCCGUAUGACUCCAAUGACUCGAGUCCAGCCAUCUCCUUGACAAUGGAGCCUCUUUUAGGUCAAGUGUCAGAGAGCAGCCCCCUUCGACCCUGGGAAUCAAGUCAUUAUGUCUCCUAUAAAGAUAGAGACGGGGGCUACUACUAUGAGCACUCACCUCCUUUAGAAAUAGACCCAUAUCUAAUUGGAAGUGAGCACUCCAGUGAGCAUCAUCAAGAAAGCUGGGGGUCCAGAAGCCUUCGUCAGGCUUUAGGAGAACUGGAGAACCCUCUGGGUAUAUCCCCAUCUCUAAACAGUCCCCCUGAAGAGGCUUACAGAGAGUCAUACCUGGACACGGGUCAGACCUCUCUCUUAGGGAAGAAUGUGACAGGAGGCUACUACGACAUGAUGGGCUCUCUAAGGAAGACCAUGCCCAGCCACACGAGGCACAAUAGCCACUCUGUCAGUAUCGACAUGAACACCGGAGGGGCGCUCUUCAUUGGACACAGAGACAGCGAUACAGAGGACGAAGAGGAGGACAUAUUUAUUGAGAGACACACUUGCAACACAUGGCCUUCGAAACACCGGCACAGCAGUGCAGGCCACCACAGGCGGGCGAGCCACAGCUGCAGGCAGGACUCCUACACCGACUUUAACUACACGAUGCCAAGUACGGACAUUGAAGACACCUGGCCGGAUCAGCACAGCCUGGCUUUUCACUCUCUGCCCAAACCCAUCGACUAUCUAGAGCCACACCAGGCCAAAGAUAACAGUGCCUGCCUUAGUCUGAGCAAACAUCACAGCAUGGUGCCCUCAGACAACUGCAAUGCCUACAUCUACCUGUGCCACGAAGCGGAUACUCAGGUGCCAGCAUCUGGAGAGUGCUGCCACACCCACUUUGUUGACCCACUCACUGGUUUGUUGGUGAGAAACAACAACUACUGUCACAACUACAUCACAGAUAAGGCCAAUGAUGUUCUCAGCAGCGAGGAGAUGAUUAAUCUAUCACCGGCUCCAGGGGGUCCCAUUGUUUCCAAACAGGCCUUGAUAAAAUCCGCCGACUGUAAAGGGCAGUAUGUAAAUCUUACAGCUGAAGAAACACUAGUCAAAGAGGAGCGAGAGGAAGUAAUCAAAGAAAAUCUGAUCAUGAAGAACCCCCCAGAGCCUAAAAAAGAAGAGGUAACUCUGACGAUGACUAAAAACACCCCACCUCCUCCUGACAACAGACACGUGAUGGUCCCCAUCACAGAUCCACAGUCCGAGCUAAGCCACACAGCUGACAGCGGUCUGGAUCAGGGUGGCUCCACCGUCAGCCUGGCUGACAUCCUCGACUGCAGCGACGAAGAUGAUGACAUGACAGACGACAUCACGGACAUCACCUCAGGCAUCUUCGCCGAUGAGCGCAGCGAGCUGAGCGUAUCUCCUGCUUUUAAAUCUUUGCAGAAGCAGGUAGGAACUCCAGACUCCAUGGACUCGAUGGAUCUUCCAUCUGCCGCUGGAUCUUGUGAAGGUCUCAGCCCCGCGUCCUCCUACCCUUCCAGCUCACCUAAAGCAAUGGACAGCGGCUAUGAUACUGAGAAUAACGAGAGCCCCGAGUUUGUCCCCAAGGAAUCCCAUGAAACCCGAUCACAGCCACAAGGAAAGAUUACCCUGGAUGCCAGUCCAGAGGAAGCUGAGGACAACCACGAGGAAGAGGAUAAAGCACCCCCCUCAGAGGUUCAAGCAUCGUUGGGUCAGGAUUUGAUUCUGGAAAGCUCGCAGACAGACGACCACAUUCUUUUACCACUGAGUGAACAGACUCCAUACAGGGACUCGGCCUACUUUUCAGAUUACGAGAAUGAAAAGCAAAGUCGAGAUGAGGAGAGCCAAGAACACCAGCAGAAAGCAACAGAUGGUCACAAUGAGGAAGGGAAACAGCACGCGGAAGGGAAAAAGGCAGAGAAAAGGAAAAGUGAAGACGAAGAACAGCUCAAAGAUGUCGUGGUGAGCAAAGACUUAAAGCUUGAAGUGGACCAUGAUCCAAAAGACCAAUCAGAGUCUCCACCUUCAGACACAUGCUUGAUAGAGGAGCAAUGCCAGGAUGAAGGACCUACGGAUUCCAUCUUCGUAGCAGAGGGGAUGCUGGAUGACUGGCCAACCCAUGAAGAGAGUUCAGCCUUAGGGGACUGGGCAGCUGAGGUGGUGGGGGCCAUGGAGGAAGCUCUAGGUGCCCUCAACGGAGACUGUCCAUCUAGCUUGGAGGACGGGAGAGGAAUGAAGAACCGAAAAGAUUCUGUUGAGGCAUGCGAGAUGGAGGACGCUCAGAUGAAAACGAUUCACAAAAGGCCGCUAGGAGCAUUUGGUGAAAUCCCGCAUGUCUUACCCAAAGAUGAGGUGGCGCUGCAGCACACUGCCAACAGCAGGCGGUUCUCCUCUUCCUCUCCGGUCUCUCCGUCUACCCAAACACCUCCACUUCCCGCAGAGGGCCGAUCAUCUCCCGCCGACGGCGCGGAGGCCGACGGCGAGGAGGAUGCCGAUACCGACGACAGCGACGAGUCGGACGAGGAGCUGCGAAGCUACAGCGUGCAGGAGGAGGAGGAAAGUGAGGAAGAGUGCCACCCCGUGCCCAUAGUGGUGAGCGACAACAGCGAGGCUCACAAACUGCGAAGCCUCCUCAAGGUCCCAACCAUGCCUGCAGAGAAUCUGGAGCAGGAACACAGGAAGAAGACCGUUUCUUUCUUUGACGAUGUUACCGUCUAUCUGUUCGAUCAGGAGAGUCCUACUAAAGAGCUGGUUGAGCAUGGCUUCCCGUUAGCCUCCGAGGGUUCAAGCUCUGGAAGGAAAUCCCAGGAAAGGCCUAACGUCUCAGAUGAUUCUUCCGAUGGGAACGUUUCAGAGGAGAGCGCAGGCUUCGAGUGGGAGGACGACUUUCCCCUCCUGCCUCUGCCGACAUCCUCGACAGCAGCUGACUCUCCGCCGCCUCCCUCCGUCACCAAAGCUCCGGAGUCCAAGCCGGCCGUCCAGCUGUCCCGCUUCACCGUCUCCCCAGCCAGCGUGUCCCGGUUCUCCAUCACUCACAUUUCUGACUCCGACAUGGACUCUGCAGGAGGAAGCAGUGAAGACGGAGAUAAAGAAUAAACAGCUGUGGAUAUUCACUGCCUCUGUGACAGCAGCUUGUCCUAUUUUAGCAUGACUCCUGGUUUUUUUAAUCAUUAUCAUUGUAAUGUCAGGUUUUCCAAACACGAGACAGUGCCUCUUACCGCCUGCGGACACUUUGAAAACAAAGCCCUCCCACCGAUAUGUAACAAUGGCCCGAGUAGUUUAGAAUACUGAAAAGACAAUGAUAAAAAAUAUUACAUUUUGAGAAGGCAGAAUGAAAGACGGACUUAUGAAAGAGCGCAGAGUUUGGCCCUGCGUAUUUUUGGAUCACAGACAUGACGGAGGGGAAAAAAAAGGACACAUUUUCCACCUUUUUCAUUCUUUUCAUCCAGAACUGGAAUCAUUCAUAACGAUGUGGAGCCAGUCUCAACUUAAAGAUACAGGACAGAAAAAAAAAAAAAAAAAAAAAAAAACCUGCUGCCAGAUUGUUGCUUAGUAAAACACAUCCACUUCAUGGCUUUUCAACAAAGGACGAGCACUUUGAACAAGACUGAGCAGCUUCAGCCUUUCUACUUUUUAGCAAAUGUUUUACUUGUACUAAUAAAUAUCAGAAAUGCU